CUGGGUAACACCGCCGGCCCGUUGUCGCUCGGCUUCCUCCGCCUCCGCCCCCUCUUUGUCGCUUCCCAGAACCGGCGGGGGCAGCACCACUCAGGAGGGGCCCCUCCAUCGCCCGCGGCAUCACAAGGACGGGGAGUCGACAUGCGGCAGGAGAGCUGCCGGCCUUGGCGAUAGAAGAUCUUAUAGUACAAAUUAUUGGUAACCAUGGUGCAGAAAUACCAGUCUCCCGUGAGGGUGUAUAAACACCCCUUUGAGCUAAUUAUGGCUGCAUAUGAGAAAAGGUUUCCCACUUGCCCUCUUAUCCCCAUGUUUGUAGGCAGUGAUACUGUGAGUGAAUUCAAGAGUGACGACCGAGCAAUCCAUGUGACCGAAAGACGUUGUAAACUGGAUGUGGAUGCUCCACGGCUCCUGAAAAAGAUUGCAGGGGUAGAUUAUGUUUACUUUAUCCAAAAGAACUCCUUGAAUAGAAGAGACCGCACUUUACACAUAGAGGCCCACAAUGAAACUUUCUCCAACAGAGUUGUCAUUAAUGAAAAAUGCUCAUAUACGGUGCACCCAGACAAUGAAGACUGGACAUGUUUUGAGCAGUCUGCAAGUCUUGAUAUUAAAUCUUUCUUUGGCUUUGAAAGCACAGUAGAAAAGAUUGCUAUGAAGCAAUACACCAGCAAUAUUAAAAAGGGCAAAGAGAUAAUAGAGUACUACUUGAAGCAACUAGAAGAAGAAGGUGUAGCAUUUAUUCCUCGUUGGACUCCUCCUGCUAAAUUUGCAUUCGAACACGGCACAGCUCACUUUAGACGGUCACUGUCCCCUCCAAUCAGCAUACCAGAAACUGUCGUUAAAGAGGGACUGAACACCAAGGAAAUCAACACAUGCAACAAUGCAUCAGAACUGGCGGCUGGAACACCUGAUGACAAAUUAGAUGCAGAUUAUAUCAAGAGGUAUCUGGGCGACUUGACUCCACUUCAGGAAAGCUGCCUCAUCAGGCUUCGGCAGUGGCUCCAGGAAACACACAAAGGCAAAAUCCCCAAAGAUGAGCACAUCUUAAGGUUCUUGCGUGCCAGAGAUUUCAACAUUGAUAAGGCCAGAGAAAUCCUGUGCCAGUCGUUAACGUGGCGCAAACAGCAUCAGGUGGACUACAUCCUGGAUACAUGGAACCCUCCUCAAGUAUUGCAGGAUUAUUAUGCAGGUGGUUGGCACCAUCAUGACAAAGAUGGGCGUCCACUGUAUGUGUUGAGACUAGGCCAGAUGGAUACCAAAGGUUUGGUGCGAGCUCUUGGAGAAGAAGCCCUGCUUCGCUAUGUUCUAUCUAUAAAUGAAGAAGGACUGAGGAGGUGUAAAGAAAAUACAAAAGUAUUUGGAAGGCCUAUUAGCUCUUGGACUUGCUUGGUGGAUCUGGAAGGCUUGAACAUGCGUCACUUAUGGAGACCUGGGGUCAAGGCCUUGCUGAGAAUCAUUGAGGUGGUAGAAGCCAAUUAUCCAGAAACGCUCGGACGUCUUCUAAUUCUCCGAGCCCCCAGAGUGUUUCCAGUCCUUUGGACACUGGUUAGCCCUUUCAUUGAUGACAACACUCGAAAGAAAUUCCUGAUUUAUGCUGGCAAUGAUUACCAGGGUCCUGGUGGACUGUUGGAUUACAUUGACAAAGAAAUUAUUCCCGAUUUUCUUGGCGGAGAAUGUAUGUGCGAAGUUCCAGAAGGUGGGCUGGUUCCCAAAUCUUUGUACCGGACAGCAGAAGAACUGGAAAAUGAAGAUAUAAAAUUGUGGACAGAAACUAUCUAUCAGUCUGCAAGUGUCUUCAAAGGAGCUCCCCAUGAGAUUUUCAUUCAGAUUGUGGAAGCUGCUUCUGUGAUCACCUGGGAUUUUGAUGUUUGUAAAGGUGAUAUUGUUUUCAACAUCUAUCACUCCAAGAGAGCCCCUCAGCCUCCAAAAAAAGACUCUUUGGUAGGGGCGCAUAGCAUUACCUCUCCUGGUGGCAAUAACGUACAGUUGAUAGAGAAAGCUUGGCAACUGGGACGAGACUACAGUAUGGUGGAAUCACCACUCAUCUGCAAGGAAGGCGAAAGUGUGCAGGGAUCUCAUGUGACUAGAUGGCCUGGCUUCUACAUUCUCCAGUGGAGGUUCCACAGUAUGCCUGCCUGCGCUACCACCAGUCUGCCUCGUGUUGAUGAUGUACUGGCAUCGCUACAGGUCUCAUCUCACAAGUGCAAAGUGAUGUACUACACAGAAGUAAUUGGGUCAGAAGAUUUCAGGGGAUCCAUGAGCAGCCUUGAAUCAAGUCACAGUGGAUUUUCUCAGCUCAGUGCUGCUACAACUUCCUCCGGCCAAUCCCAGUCCAGCUCCAUGAUAUCCAGGUAGUGCCGCUGCCUACAUUAAGCCAGUUGAUGAGACGGCGGGACCCUCGUCUACGGCAGCCACCUGCAAUACAGCAUAAUCAUCAGUGACCGUUGCAAAAACAGACACACAAAUGGAAGGUCUUUUUACAGAUAGUAAAAGUAGCUGCGUGCAUUUAAAU
Molecule: messenger RNA, 2509 nt
Organism: Protobothrops mucrosquamatus (brown spotted pit viper)
Lineage: Eukaryota; Metazoa; Chordata; Lepidosauria; Squamata; Viperidae
Gene: SEC14L1
Product: SEC14 like lipid binding 1
Exons: 16
Coding region: 205-2352 (715 amino acids)
Biological process (GO): negative regulation of RIG-I signaling pathway
Cellular component (GO): cytoplasm; cytosol
Molecular function (GO): RIG-I binding
Source: RefSeq, a predicted model, not a curated record